Gossypium raimondii (Peruvian cotton) is the source of this 5898-nucleotide messenger RNA. Its product is annotated as ENHANCER OF AG-4 protein 2. Gene Ontology annotation, cellular component: nucleus. Gene Ontology annotation, biological process: regulation of transcription by RNA polymerase II. The transcript is spliced from 16 exons. Gene Ontology annotation, molecular function: double-stranded DNA binding; transcription coregulator activity. The record is from RefSeq and is a predicted model, not a curated record. Lineage: Eukaryota; Viridiplantae; Streptophyta; Magnoliopsida; Malvales; Malvaceae. The coding region runs from base 390 to 4673 and encodes 1427 amino acids.
GCUCCAAAUUAAAAAAAAAAAUCUCCCUUUCAACUCAUCUUCACCCGGCCCCUAUCAAUAAUCAAAAUAACAAUCCCCUCUCUUUAGCUCUUCGCCCACUUCCUCCACCGUCUUCCUUAUUUCUCUCUCUCUCUCUCUCUCUCUCUCUCUCUCUUGUUUUCUCUCGAUGCCCUAAUCACUCGUCCUCGCCGGAAUUUCGCACGGCGCGUUGUCGCCGCCGGCGAUAUCCGUGGUACCAAACUUCCUAGUCUUUUUUUUCUAUCUCUAGGUUUUUUUUUUGGGUUUUGGAUUGGAAUCUGGAAUCGUAUUUGGAUUUGAUUGCGGAAGGAAAGAAUAACAACGACGACGUACAAGCACGGCGUCGAAGGAUCUGUUAGGGUUUUAAUCUUAUGGCUGGAGGUCGUAAAAAAGGAGGGAACAAAGCAAAAGUUAAGAAUUUAAGUUUGGGUGAUCUUGUUCUUGCCAAAGUCAAGGGUUUCCCCGCUUGGCCUGCCAAGAUUAGCCGGCCUGAAGAUUGGGAGCGAGAACCUGACCCUAAGAAAUAUUUUGUCCAAUUCUUUGGAACAGAAGAAAUAGCUUUUGUUGCCCCUGUUGAUAUUCAAGCUUUUACUAGUGAGACAAAGAGUAAAUUGUCUGCCAAGAGUCAAGUUGUUAAAACUAGGUACUUUGUCCAAGCGGUUAAGGAAAUUUGUGUGGCAUUCGAUGAGUUACAUAAAGAGAAGUCCAGUGAAUUGAGAGAUGAAACUGAUAAGUCAACACCUGGCUUUGAGGCUUCAUCUGCUGAUGGGGUUGAGGAUGGUGGUGCAGAGGCCGACUUAAAGAAUGGAAAAAGUGCAGUAGCACCUGGUGAAGAAACCACUAGUGUAGGAAAAGGUGAGAAUAAUAGUGAACAUAUAAAGCCAUUAAUUUCAGGUCAUGCAGAUGAUAGCUCAUCUCCACAUAUGUCUUCUGAGGGUAAUGAUAAAAUUUCAAAUGGUGAACAAGCUAAAAAGGAGGUGUUUUCUCCAGCAUCUUUAGACGAACCUUCUCCUAUAAAGGAGGAAUUCUCUGAUGAUAAAAUUGCUAUAGCCAAUUGCACUAAGAAAACAUUGAGGGAUGAUCAGAUGUCAAAGAAGAUGGCUCCUGGGUCAAAGAAAAGAAAUGUGCAAGGGCAGAAAAGCAGCAGUUCAGCUGCAACAACAUUGAGGGAUAAUAAAUCUAGUGGUUGUCUCGAUCUGCCUGAUUCUGAGGAGCAGCUGAAAGAUAGAGUAAAAGGCAAAGUAUGUAGUGGCUCUGUUAGAAAAUUCUCAUCAGAUACUCUCAAAUCAGAUUCUAAUUACACUGGUGGUAAGAAGGCAAAGGAAUUGCUGAAAAGCAAAAGCAACUUGAAGGCUACUGAUAAUGUACUAGACGCUGCAGCCAAUCCAAAAGGUGAGACUACUGGCAAGAAAAAAAGGGGUGAACCUGGACUUGGAAAGCUAAACUUCGGUGCAGAUGAAGUUUUACAUCCUGCCAAAAAGUCAAAGGUUGUAGAUAUGAAAAAUGAUGCUUCCAAGGGAUCUAUUGUCAAAAAAACGAAAGGUAAUUCUCCAAGCUCUAACAAUGUCAACAGCAAAGCUGCUAAACAUUCAGAGUCUAAAAAAUCCACAUCUCAUGUUUUAGCAUUGAGAGCUCCAGUGUCCAUGAUUUCUGAUGUUUCCGGUGAUGAAGCUGUGCUGCCUGUAUCAAAGCGCCAUCGGCGGGCCCUGGAGGCAAUGUUUGAUUCAGGCUCUAGUAAUUCUGACAAUAAAAUUGGAAAAAAUCCUGUUGAAUUGAAGAAUUACAAUUCAAGUUCUAGUCAUGUGAAAAUUCCAGGUACCCAAUUGUCCAGAAGGCGUAGGGCUGUUUGCCUUUUUGAUGAUGAUGAUGAAGAAGAUCCCAAAACUCCACUUCAUGGAGGAUCUAUCCGGGAUGUUAAAGUAACUUCUGUUGUUUCAGAUGCUUCAAAAAGCAGUGAUGUAAAUCAUUCAAGUGCUGCCAAUGCUCAACGUAGUGUUGAAGAAUCCAACCAACAUGAGAACAAUGGUCCUAAGGAGGCUUCUUCAAAAUUAAUGAACGAUGUUGUGUCACCUACUCGACCACGAACUGUUACUCAUGCCUCCAUCACUCCUGAAAGAUCUGAAUCAGAACAAUUGUCUUCAAAGGAGGCCAAACCAGACUUGAUUUCCCUAAGGAAGUCUCCUCAUCUGGUUUCUGCCACAAAACAAGUAGAACAACACAGAACUACUAAAGCUGCUGCCAAGGUUUCUGGUAAUGGAACUCAGAAAAAGGCUCCAUCUGUCUCUGUUAAGGGAUUGGGUGUGACUUCUGAAGGUUUGAAGUCUUCUCAACAAAUUCAGGUUUUGAGUCAAAGAAAUAGACAAGCUUCUUCCGUAGAGAGACUGAAAUCUACUCCAAAAGCAAUUUCGCGAGGAAAUGACACCACUUUUGUCACUGAAACUUCAAUGGAAUUCGAUAUCUUUAGAGAAGAUAGAAGUGGUUCGUUGAUUGAUUCCAAAAAUUCAGAUUCUGCUAUGUCAAUGAAGCAUCUUAUUGCCGCUGCGCAAGCAAAAAGAAGACUAGCUCACUCUCAACAAUAUUGUCUGGGAAAUCCUAGUUCUGCUUUUCUGUCAAUGUCUGAGGCUCAGGGAGCGAGCCUCAGUCCUGCAGUUCAGCCUUUUCCCUCUGUGACCAACAAUGAAGUGCAGGGUGAUGGGCAGGGAUUUGCUCAUCGAACAAGUAUAACUUCUCCAUCAACCCUUGGUCACCUGUCAGGAUCCCAAAAUCAACAGGAUACUGAAGAGACCGAAGAGAGAAGAGCUAGUUCUGGGCACAUGGCAGCUGGAGGCUCUCUCAGUGGUGGUACCGAGGCGUCUGUUGCUCGAGAUGCUUUUGAAGGAAUGAUAGAGACUCUAUCGAGGACUAAGGAAAGUAUCGGACGUGCAACUCGCCUUGCUAUUGAUUGUGCCAAGUAUGGCAUUGCAAAUGAAGUUGUUGAACUUCUUAUUCGGAAGCUGGAAAGUGAGCCCAGUUUUCAUCGCAAAGUUGACCUGUUCUUUCUUGUUGAUUCAAUCACCCAGUGUUCACAUAAUCAGAAAGGCAUCGCUGGUGCUUCAUAUAUCCCUACUGUUCAAACAGCAUUGCCCCGUCUCCUUGGUGCAGCUGCUCCACCUGGAGCAAGUGCUCGUGAAAAUCGUCGUCAAUGUCUCAAGGUUUUACGAUUGUGGCUUGAGAGGAAAAUUUUACCUGAAUCGAUUCUGCGGCGUUACAUGGAUGACAUUGGAGUUUCAAAUGAUGAUGCACUCUCAGGGUUUUCCCUAAGACGCCCAUCUCGAGCUGAACGUGCUAUAGAUGAUCCUAUAAGAGAAAUGGAAGGCAUGCUUGUGGACGAGUAUGGAAGUAAUGCUACAUUUCAGCUGCCUGGCCUUUUGUCUUCUAAUGCAUUUGAUGAUGAUGAGGAAGAGCUUUUGGACAGUCCUUGCGGAGAAGCUGCUGACGCAUCACCUUUAGAAACAGCUCAGGCUUUAGUAGAGCUAGAAGCGUGUACAGUUACUCCAAGUGAUAGGCGUCAUUGCAUCUUAGAAGACGUGGAUGGUGAGCUUGAAAUGGAGGAUGUUUCUGCACACCAGAAGGAUGACCGGCCAUCAUUCACUAAUGAUAGUCUUGAAAAGGACAUGCAGCAGCAGGGCAAUGAUAGGAUCAUGGAACCAGCUUCAAGUAGUCCCAACGGAUUCCCUCCUUUACCCGAGGGUUCCCCGCCAUUACCCCCAGAUUCUCCUCCACCACCACCACCUUUGCCACCUUCACCACCUCCGCCCCCACCUCCAUCAUCUCCUUCACCACCUCCUCCUCCACCACCUCUACCAACACUACCACCUCCUCUCCCUGCACCGCCUGCAUGCCCUCCUCCAGCUUUCGUGCCCCAACCACCAUUGCCCACUCAACCUAUGCUACCUCCUCAGUCAUCAAUGCAGUCUUCACCUCAGUUGGCAUAUCAAGCACCUGUACCUCAUGACUAUCGGGGCACGCCAAAUGGUAAUCAGAUGGUUCAAAUUAGUGGAAGUGCUCCUCAUGGGGGUCACAUAGAUGCUGCUGUGAAAAAUGAAUUGUUUCUGCAGCAGUCCCCUUGCUUUCCUACAGGAGCCCGAAAUUCCCGAGAGGCUUCUGGAUACAAUUCUUCAAGGCAAUUAGAAUAUGGGCAUAAUGAAAUGUAUUUAAAUGCCCCAUCCUCUCAACCAAGUCAACAGUUUCAACCUGGUAAUACAGCUUUUGUGCAAAGGCCUUUACCCCCUAGCCUGCCGCAAACUUCGUCUAGCCAUUUCUCAUUCACAAAGCCUUCAAUGCCACUGCAUCCUCAGCAUUCAUACCCUCCACAAUACUCACUGCCAUCGCAACAUGAUGGCCGCAGGCCAUUUGUUUCUGAUGAACAGUGGAGAAUGCCUGCAGGAGAAUAUAUAGCAGGAAGAAAUCCUCCAUCUGCUGGUCCAUUGUUUGUCCAAGAAGCUUACUUUAGACCACCUGGUGAAAGAACGCCUUCAAAUAAUUUGGCUUUUCCGAUUGCUUCCACCAAUACUUUACCAGCUGGAGCUCCAAAUUCGGGUCAUGGUGUUUCACCCAUGUUGCCGUGUCGACCAGAUGUGUCUACCAUUAAUUGUUGGAGACCAGCUCGAGAAUAAGGAAAUAGUCUUAUUAGUUGGCUGCUAGACAAGUUACAUUAAAAGGUGGUUCAAUUUGUGGACAACAUACAAUUUUCACGUGAAGGCUGUGUUGAUAACUUGUGGAGACCCUUGGCAGGAUUGUAUAUUGUAAUUUUUCCUGACAAAUGUAUCCCGGGAACAUUUGCUUCUGAGUGUAGGCCCAUGUUUCUGACUUGCAGGUUCAACUAUGAUCAAACAGGAAUACUGAAAGGUCAAAAGUUUGGCGUUUAACUAUUGGUGCAAAGUGAAGGAACCAUGGGUUUUUGAUGUGUAAAGAAACAUUGUUUUGAAAAUCAUAUAAUCUGAAAUAUCUCUAUUUAUGGUGUUGGAACUUGGAUAUCCACCAAUGUUGACAGAUCCUACUCCUAAGCGUGAAGCAAAGUACCACCAAAUGUCGAGCCCCUUGUGUAGCUAACGCCCCCUCCCUGAUACAAAAUUCUUAAUAUCAAGUUGCACCGUAAAUUGGGUCCUUACUGGUGUUCUAUGUUUCAUGGACUCGAGCGAGCAUUGGAUAGGAGUAUAUGUCUAGAUGGGAGGUAUCUAUGAAUUCUGAAGAUUGGACACACCUCAGAAGCUCCUUCAGAUUUGCUACCAAAUGCCGUGGCCCUAAGCUGUCCUCACCGAUGAAGUUCAAAAGUUGCUCAAUAUCCUGUUAAAAUAAGCAAGACAGACUAUGAAUUCGUUGCAAAUGGAGCAUUAGAAGAACACACACAGAAGACAAGUAAAAAAUGUCGUGCAUCUUGACCAACUUUUUAUCCAUUGGCCCUGGGUGUUUACCUUAUACCAUGUCGUGGGACUGAAUUGUGAGAAUUGCUACUGCUAGCAGUGUGUGUGAAGCAGUGAUUUACUUCUGCCGGUGGUGUGAAGAAGCUAACUUUUUGCCAGAAAGGAAGAUUAACUAAACCUUCACACUUGGUACAACAGAUUAAGAACCACUAGCUACUCUCGUUAUGUUGCCAUGGGUGGAGCACACAUACUUUCGAUAAUGUGCUAGAGGGUAUUAUACUCUCAACCAAUUGAUAUAACCUCUGAAAACAGCUUUUGCUAAAACUCAAGUAAUUUCUUGAAAGCUUUCUUUGGAUAUCAAACUUUCAGAGUUCAGAGAUGUUUAUUCCUGAUAAGACGCUCGAAAACUAAUUGUUCCUCUAAACAAGUUGUAAAAUCCAAUCAGCUCAGCAAGUUGCUAAGCACAAUUAGAUUUGUA